GACUAGUUACUAAAGCGAGAGUUCGUCAGCCAUUAUCAGAUUUGGCAAACGAUGACGCCACGCUUGCGCUUCGAGGCCGCCCGCGGCAACGUGUGGCUCGAUGGGGAGCCCUUCUUCCUCAAGGGCGCGAGCUUCUUCGGCAUGGAGAGCGACAUAUGUGUGCCACAUGGGCUGUGGGGUGGUCCAGACUCCACAACACUGGCUGCGGUGGCGCAUCUACUGCGCUCGAACGGCUUCAAUCUCGUUCGUAUUCCCCUGGCGGUGGCUGCAGUGGCGAAUAACAUCGAGGUGGACAGGUACAAGAUGGGCAAUGAGACGGCAUUACUCAAGGCCUUUGAAGGGCGGGAGUUGCGCUACCUGGACGUGCUGGACUACGUAAUCCAUGAGCUGGAGCGCCAUGAUCUACUGGUGCUGCUAGACGCUCAUGUGAUGCAGCCUGCUGGCGCAAUUACCCCAUUGUGGUAUGACGAUAGCCAGUGCUGUCCGGAAACUGUGGUAGAGCAGAUGUGGACGACACUGGCGUCGAGAUAUGCGAAUCAAUGGAACGUACUAGGAGCUGAUCUCAACAAUGAGCCUCAUGGAGAGGCAACUUGGGGCUCGGGAGACAUCAAGACGGACUGGAGACUCGCUGCAAUGAGACUAGCUGAGAAGGUGCUUACGGUGUGUUCUCACUGGCUGAUCUUUGUGGAGGGGGUACAGACAACGAGCUGUGAUGCUGGACAUGAGAUGCCUUGCUUCUGGGGCGAGGAUCUACAAGCUGUUGGUCAACACCCAGUAAAGCUAUGUGUGGACAAUCGACUAGUUUAUUGCCCACACACGUACGGGCCUGCAGUGUCGUGGCAGCCCUAUUUCAAUGCAGAGGACUUUCCAGCUAAUAUGCCUCGAGUCUGGGAUACCCACUUCGGAUAUCUCAAGCAGCAGUCGGAGGUACCGCUGGUGAUUGGCGAGUGGGGUGGUCGCCAUGACAACCCAAAAGACUGGAUCUGGCAGUCGCGGUUUGCUGAGUACGCGCAGCAGAUUGGCGUCAGCGGUGUCAUAUUCUGGUGUGUGAAUCCGAACGGAGGAGACACGGAUGGCUUGUUGUGCGCAGACUGGCGUACACCGAAUGGCAACGCUCUUCAGCUACUGUCACGUUUUACCGGAACGCCAGUGCCGCCAUCAUGUUGAGUGAGCUGGCACGAUUGAAGAAGACUAUCCUGUUGUUUUCUUCAUAUAUUAUCAAGUACUUCAAGACAUGUUAGGCUUACCAGCAUAGUCCUUGCACCUAACAAAGACUUCAAACUCCAAAAAUCAGUUUAAACCACUUGGUGGUCGAUGUUCUGCUUCAGAGGCGACAUCUCGGUAGCCUGGUAACGCGGUAUCGACACCUUACGAGGCGACAACUUGUGGUAUUUCAUACGACGCACACGUGUGCGGAUAGCAACCAGCAGGAAGAAGAAUACGCCACCGAACAGACCCAGCAUCAUAAAGUCUGAGAACGACGUGGUACUCUCAGCAGGCACCACAUUGUUCGAGGUAGUAGGGAUCAUCAUAGAUUCACUGCAGUCCGUGAUGAUAUCUCCCUCUGUGGUCAAAGAUCCAUUGCCCCACAUGGUCGUAAGCAUCGACACCGUCGGUCUCGCGCGUAGCACAUUGGGCAACGUGUCCGACGUAGCACGUGAGGCACUGUAGAGUCCAAAGAACUCUUCCGACAGGUACCCAAGCGGGAACUGGCCGUUCUUAACUAUCCCCAAGUUGUGUUCAUCCGGGUUGCCAGCUUUCCACCACUCGUCACUGUACUCGAACACGAAUCCGCCCACAAUGACUUGCUCGUUGACUCCGUCAGUUUGUUGGAAGUUAUUCUGUAAGGCGAGAGUCUGCUGAGUCAGCAGAUCUGCCACGUAGUUGAGCUGCAGAGUGUUACCGAUGCCCUUAUCGGAUGCAUACGGGUAUCCGUACUCACUCACGAGCAGUGGCUUACCGCCGGGGACUGCCUGGAACUUGGGGAUCACUGAUCCAGGGUAGUCCGUCUGGUAGACGUUGGAGCCCCACAUAUCGACGUCGGCGUUGUGCUUCUCACCGGCUCUGAAGGUCUCUCCACCGUCAUCUACAAACGUAGUGGUGAUAAUCUUUUGUGCGUUGUUAUUUUCUUUCAGCCCACGACGCACAGCGUUCGUAAGGGCAUGGAAUUUGCUCCAGA
This is a messenger RNA of Phytophthora nicotianae INRA-310, 2179 nucleotides long. RefSeq lists its product as hypothetical. Bases 52 to 1167 code for a protein of 371 amino acids. Lineage: Eukaryota; Oomycota; Peronosporomycetes; Peronosporales; Peronosporaceae. The record is from RefSeq and is a predicted model, not a curated record. The transcript has a single exon. Gene Ontology annotation, molecular function: hydrolase activity, hydrolyzing O-glycosyl compounds.